Messenger RNA from Tetranychus urticae (two-spotted spider mite), 2228 nucleotides. The record is from RefSeq and is a predicted model, not a curated record. NCBI's taxonomy places the organism in Eukaryota, Metazoa, Arthropoda, Arachnida, Trombidiformes, Tetranychidae.
AAACAAAGAAACAACUCUUGAAGCUCCUCUUUGAUUGAAAACCACUAAAAAUCUUAACUUUUUUUACCAUUUUUUAGUUUCUUUGCAUGAAUUUUACCCUUUGUCGCCCUCCAGUGAGUAUAUGCCUUAAACUCAAUUUGCCUUAUGAAUCAGAGUUAUACUCUUUGUUUUGAAUGUCUCUUGUACCUUACUCUUUGGGUUAAACCACAUAAAAUCUUAAAAUUAGAUUAUUAGUCCAGUUGAACCAGUAUGAAACUAAAAAUUACCACUGUCAACCUUAGUCAAGGUUGUCUUGAGUCCAAACCAGUUUCUUUCCCGAUUUCGUUGAUUAAAUUUCAAGUUUCUUUACAUGGCUGAAAAUAUCAGUUACAACAGUAUACAAGUUAUUAUUCACGUUAAACAGUUUCAUGUUACAUUAUUUCGGUGAUGUCCAUUUCUAGUCAACUAUUCUGUUUUAUCAUAUUGAUAUGUUUUCCUAUCUCAACGAUUUCAUACAGAACUGAUUCAAAUAACAAACGAAAUGGUCAACUGGUAGAACUUGAAAAUGGAUUGAUUCAAGGCAAACUUGAAAAAGUGCUCGAUACUCAUGUUGAAAGUUAUCUUGGUAUUCCGUAUGCUAAACCUCCUUUGAAUGAACUGCGAUUCCGUAAGCCACAACCAUUCAAUUCCAAUUAUUCUAAUGAUGUUUACAAUGCAACUUAUUUCCGCUCUGCUUGCAUGCAAAAGUACGGAGAUGAAGCUAUCGAGAAUCUUGGUGGAGUAGACUUUAGUGAGGAUUGUCUUCACAUAAAUAUUUGGGUUCCGCACGAUAAAUUCGUCCAUUCACCAUUGAAACCAGUGUUGUUUUAUAUUUUUGCUUCAAGUUUCCGACAAAGUUCACCAGCAAAACCCUCUAAUGGUGGACAAUUUUUAUCAGCAGUUGGUGACAUAAUUGUAGUUGAGCCAAAUUAUCGAAUAGGAUUUUUAGGUUUUGCUUGUUGCGGUGAAAAUUUUGACGAUAUGCCUGGUAACUUGGGAUUUCAUGAUAUUAUAAUGGCACUAAAAUGGGUACGUAACAACAUACGGAGCUUUGGAGGAGAUCCUGAAGCUAUAACGAUUUCUGGUGCAUCAGCUGGAGCCAUGUUAGCAAUGAUGCUAGCUCAAACACCAGAAGUACCCCAAUCAUGGUUUAACAAUAUAUUCAUAAUGAGUGGUAUUCCAGCCAAUGGAGUUUUGGAUUCAAUCGAUGUUGGUAUUGAAAAAACUCAAUUUAUUCUUAAACAAGUUGGUUGCUCAAACUCUAUUGGUAAUUAUUCUCAUUCAUUCUUAACGGAAGAUGAAAUUGAAUGUUUACGAUCAGCCAACUUAACGGCCAUUUUAGAGUUACAAGACGCUGAACAAACUGUUUUGAUAGGCGCUAGCAUCAAGCAUGGAAUGAUUCCUGUUUACGGUGAUCAACUCUUACCUGAAUCCCCAGAGUUGUCAUUGUCUUCCAAGAAAUUUCCCCCUUCUCAUAAAUCUUUUGUUAUUGGCAAUGUUCAACAAGAAACAAGCUGGGAAACUGACUAUUGGCCUGUAAACAAGUCGGAAGCCAUAGACUUUUUGAUGACGAGAUUAAAAUCAAUGUUGAAAACAAACAAUCGUCAAACAUUAGAUAAAUUAAAGAAAAUGAUUUAUAAUUAUUUAGGCGAUGUAGACGAAAAUGAUCGAUUCAAAAUACGAGGAGCCAUGAAUAGAUUUUGCUCCGAUUGGUCAAUGAAGUGCCCAUCACUUUAUUUUGCUGAAAAAUUGGCAAUCAAAAAAAACAUUGUUCAUCUUUACAUUUUUAAUUAUGUAUCCAAAGUAUACACCAGAGCUGAUGGAACCAGUGAACGACCAUUUGGUUCACGACAUGGUGAUGACACAUUGCUUAUCUUUGGCCAGCCUUUCAGAGAUCCAUAUAAUUACAAUCACCAAGAUCGAUUAAUGAGCAAAAAAUUGAUGAAAUUAUACACCGAUUUCGUCAAGAAUCGUAGACUUCCUUGGCCUCCAGUAUUAACCGAUGGGAAAAGAGUAGAGCCACUUUACUGGAAAAUAUCAGGCUCGUUAGAUUCGAUGGAUAUAGAUGUUGUUCGUAUGACAAAACAAUGUGAGGAGUUGAACGAAUUGAGGAAUCAUGAAUUCUACGAUAAUCAAUCUGUUGAUAGUUUCGAGGAUGGAUACAGAUGGAAGAAGAAAUGAAACAAAUCUGUAUUUUCUUUCUCUUUAAU